Molecule: messenger RNA, 345 nt
Organism: Miscanthus lutarioriparius
Lineage: Eukaryota; Viridiplantae; Streptophyta; Magnoliopsida; Poales; Poaceae
Source: the annotation of a GenBank genome assembly
AUGGCUUGGAGUUACGUCAAAAUGUCAAUGUUUGGGGCAGCCGCAUCAUACUCCAACGACGAUGAUUUCAUAGCCGCGGUGGCCGUCCUCACCCAGACGCCACAAAAAUGCCCUUGGGGAGGUUCGGUCUCAGGCCACAAGACUUACAAGCGUGAUCGACUUGCAGCAGACUGGCAGCUGAAUCAGGACUACUUCGUUGAACGCCCACUUUACAAUGAGGAGCAUUUCAGAAGCAGAAAUGCCGAACACACCACCAAGUCCUCCUCUUUGGUGAUUGCAGUUCCUCUCCUGGACAUGUUUUUCUUCUUUUCGGCCCUCUGUGAUUUCAAUGAUGGAGGGUUCUGA